Coregonus clupeaformis (lake whitefish) is the source of this 1810-nucleotide messenger RNA. RefSeq names its product ras-related and estrogen-regulated growth inhibitor-like protein. The transcript is spliced from 5 exons. The record is from RefSeq and is a predicted model, not a curated record. Gene Ontology annotation, molecular function: GTP binding; GTPase activity. Bases 104 to 730 code for a protein of 208 amino acids. Lineage: Eukaryota; Metazoa; Chordata; Actinopteri; Salmoniformes; Salmonidae.
UUACAAGCACAGUUCUAAUCCUGGUACUGCCUAGUGUACAUGACAGCAGCAAGAAAGAGAGCUCAGGUAGACCUUCUCAGCAGCUCACCCCCAGUCUGCAGACAUGAAUGACAUCAAGUUGGCUGUGCUGGGCAGUGAGGGAGCAGGGAAAUCAGCUGUUCUGGUAAGGUUCCUGACAAAACGUUUCAUUGGAGAGUAUGCUUCCAACGCCAACUCCUUAUACCGUAAAAGGCUCUCCAUCGAAGGAAGACUGUUGCACUUGGAAGUCUUUGAUCCGUGUUCACAGAGUGGAGAGAGUAGAUGUAUCCUGGAGGAGCCGGUGGAGUGGGCUGAUGGAUUUAUCGUGGUGUACAACAUCAGCGACCGAACGUCCUUCCUCAACGCACAAAACAUCCUAUGUCAGAUCAAAGAUGCCCGCGGAGAGAGCUACAAGGGGGAGAUGGACAAGAUGGAGAUCCCAAUCUGCCUGGUGGGGAACAAGCAGGACCUGUGCCACACCCGUCAGGUGUUUGAGGAGGAGGGCCGUGCCUUGGCUCAGGAGCACAGAUGCCACUUCCAGGAGGUGUCUGCAGCAGAGGACUACCUGGAGAUAUCCAACCUCUUCACCAAGCUCAUCCGCCACGCCAUGGAGCACCUGAAGUACCGGGCCGACCGCCGCCGCUACAGUGGCUCUAAAUCCAUGGCCAAGCUCAUCAACAAUGUCUUCGGCAAGAGGAGGAAGUCUGUCUGAAAGUGGGGGUGCUCAUGUGGACGUUGAUGGGAUGUUUGAUUGGGACGACUUGUGUUUAUAUAGACAUGUUGUGGAUGUCUGGGUUGUUGAUUCUGAUGAACACCUCUUGUGAUAGGGACAGGGACAGCUCUGUAAGUGUGAAUGACAUACUUCGUAGUCCAGACUUUAUCUGUAGCCCCUGUUUACUGUUUAUUAUGUAACAUCUACAUAUGUAGCAACGGCUGACCCUAUUUAGUGUCAUGUUUGUCAUGUAAUCAAACAAUAAUUCUCUUUUUUCAAGAAGUCACUUUGCCAUUCAGAUUUGCUUACGUUUUUAUUUUUCCUUCUUGAUAUUCUAAAUCCCAUGUUGCCAGUAGAGGAGCCUUCAAGGCUUAAGUUCCUUUCCUAAUUCCAAACCAUUUCAAGGAAAAUUACUUUCCAAAAGUUGUUUUAUGGAUCUAAGAGCACAAAAUAUUUGAGUUUGCAUCAAGGAAUGUGCACCAAUGUCUGAACGCACAUUCCACUACUCAGAGGGGGCAGUAAUAAGGUGAGAAUUACGGGUAAAUUGCCUCACUAACAACAUGUUAUGGUGUAGGACUUCACAUAAAUCUCUAUUGAAUUUCUGCUGUGGCAGUAUUACAUGGGCUGUUUAUAAUUUUAAGCUAUAACAAUGGGUAAAAUUGCUUUUCCGUGAAAAGGAAUGUAAGCAGCUAGUAUAUCCAUUCCCUACAUAGUAGUAAAGGAAUGUGCAGCUAUUUUCUUUGCAUGUACAUAUUCUGUUGAUUUCCUGUGUUCAAAGUGUUUGCUGAUGUAUUACAACUUUGGAUAGUACGAGCAAAUGUCUGUGAUCGUGUUAUGCAUAAAAACAAACGUUUCUAGUUGAAAAUUACCCACUGAGCACAGACGUCAAUUCAACGUCUAUUCCACGUUCGUUCAACGUAAUUUCAUUGAAAUGACGUUGAUUCAACCAGUGUGUACCCAGUGGCUGAUUAUACCUGGUGUGGACCAACUGGUAAUUAAAGAGCUAUUUGCGGGUAUGAGUAUUGUGUGAAUUAUUCAAUGAACUAAAUAAUGUCCCAUUUGUAUUAUGUGGUUUAAAGU